UAAAUUUUAUAUUUUAAAUAAAAAAAUGUUUUCUUUAAUAGUUUAUAAAAUUUCCGACAAAUAUCAUCCGUCCGAUUUUCGUUGAAAUUAAUUUGUUGAAAAAGUUGUGUCGAAAAUUUAUUUAUUGGAAAUUCGUUGUAAUUGAGUCUGUUGGAAAUUUGUCAGAAUUUAAUAUGUUGGAAAUUCGUUAGAAAUUUUUCAAAUAGUCUGAUAAAAUUUCGAGAAUUUUUUUUCCGAUGAGAUAGAACUGAAAAAAAAUAUUUGUCGAAAAUUUAUCGAAAUAGCAUUAUCCCGACAGAACUCCGAUGGAUUUCUCCAUCAGAAUUCGUCUGUUUUCUUGUUGUGGCACAACAACAAGAGUUUGAAUAAAGAGAGGAGUACAAAACUAAAAAUAAAGCUGCUAGUAUAUUACAAACCUGAUUUUUACCAACCAUGAAGCAUGUGAUCUUUUCUAAGCAUGAUAUGCACAACUAACCAUGAUAAGCUUCUAUAGAUUCUCAACAGAACUAUAGAAGCCCGAUCUCUACUAACCAAUGAUAGGCACAUCAUACUAGAACAUAGCCAAAAAUAGAUAUUUAUGCAAUCACACUUACGUACCAAGGUGUUACUCCAAAAUCAAGUCAUGUGUAUACUACUCUUACCACUUCCAGUAGCUAUAUGUAAGAUCCUUUAAAGGCAUUCUUGAUACCAUAUAUUACCAAAAGAAUAUCUUUAUCACUUCGAGUGGAGUUUACUGAUGUCUGGGCUGAAACGUCUAUGGGCUUUCAUCCAUAUUGUUUUGGGCUAAGCAAGGUUUUCUAUCUUAACCAAAAAAAAAGAAACAAAGGAGGUUCUGUGUGCGAGUUCGAAUGCCGAAAGUGGGAAUCAAGCAGCAAUGUUUGGUUGUGUCUCUGAGAGGGAGCGCGUGUAACCCAUUCAAAGCAAACACGUUCCUUCACUUUCUUGGUUCUCUCUCUCUCUGUUCCUCCUGAAUAAGGGCAGGUGAAAGCUACCGUUUGAUUCGUAUAUUCCUCACAUUGUAGCCAUCUAGAGUUGUGUAUUUGCCUUUGUAAUCUAUAUCUAUACGACAAGAGUGGGGGGGAGGGUGUAUCAGCGUGCGUAAAUGGGUCAGCAACUGCGUCGAGCCGUUGGGAGAGUCAAAGAAGUUGAAAAGUUUCCGUCAAGGGUCUCCGUCGUCGAUCGGAGAUCUCUUCCUAAGGAAGAACUCAGCAGCGCCGUGAAAUCUCCGUCCACCCCCGCCGUUAGUGAUGUUUCUGAUGAAGCUAGAGGAAGCAGUGGUGAUACUGUUUUAGAAGAAAGAGACCCGCAAUACGAUACAAUGUUGAACCAAAUGGUUGGGAGGAUAAAGGCUAAACCCGGUGGCAAAGCUGAGAUGGGAGAGGCAUCGGUAGUGGAAACCUCGAAAAGGCCACUCCCAAAGCUCCGGAACACAACCCCUGAAUCAACAAGGUACGAGGAAAAACCGGUGCCGCAAGGGACACUGAACGUGGCUCAAGUGAGACACAUCAUGCUUCUCUAUCAGGGCAAGGCUCAGGAUCACAACGGUCCAAUGAGUGUGAACGAGAUUGCCAAAAACUACAGGAUUGACGUCUCCCAGGUCCACAAAAUCACUCAGUUCCUUUCUUUGCCACCAGAGGCUACUGACAAGCAGAAGAAACGUUACGAAUAAAAAGUAAAAGACUCUGUUUGUUCAUCUAGAUUCAAUAUUUUUUUCUCUAGCAAUAAUGUAAGAAGGAUACAAAGCUUUACACACGUGUGACAACAAUACCAUAAGGUUCUUUCUUAUGAUUGUUUA
Raphanus sativus (radish) is the source of this 1795-nucleotide messenger RNA. RefSeq lists its product as uncharacterized. The transcript is spliced from 3 exons. The coding region runs from base 1103 to 1669 and encodes 188 amino acids. NCBI's taxonomy places the organism in Eukaryota, Viridiplantae, Streptophyta, Magnoliopsida, Brassicales, Brassicaceae. Gene Ontology annotation, biological process: mitochondrial respiratory chain complex I assembly. The record is from RefSeq and is a predicted model, not a curated record.